Tuber aestivum (summer truffle) is the source of this 1178-nucleotide messenger RNA. The record is from the annotation of a GenBank genome assembly. NCBI's taxonomy places the organism in Eukaryota, Fungi, Ascomycota, Pezizomycetes, Pezizales, Tuberaceae.
AUGUCGUCGGUACAACUUCCACUUUCAAGGGGAUCCGUGCUAGAAGCACACGAAUUAAUCAGGUCUCUCAUCCACCGCACCCCCGUAUUUACCUCUACAACGCUAUCAAAGCUCGCAUCGUCGGGUGAUACGAACGUCAACUUACUCUUCAAAUGCGAGAAUCUCCAAAAGAUCGGCGCAUUCAAGAUUCGUGGAGCAACCCACGCCCUCGCCCGACUUACGGACGAGGAAUUGCGAAAGGGUGUUGUGACUCACAGUUCGGGUUAACUUACUCCCUCCCUCUCUCCGCUUCCCCCCUCCUCCCCACUGCCCCUCAUCCCUCCAGCCAGCCAGCCAACCCAACCCAACUCCUCCCAUGGAGGAGCUCGGAGCUAACGACAAAGCAAGGUAACCAUGCACAAGCACUCGCAUUCGCGGCAAGAGAGGCCUCUUCUGCAAGAGGCUUCAAGAUAUCCUGCUACGUCGUGAUGCCGCGCAUAUCCACGCCGUCUAAGAUCGCCGCGACGGAAGGGUACGGGGCGCAGGUGGUCUUUUCGGGGCCCACAUCUGCCGAGCGAGAAGCUGAAGUUAGGGUGGUCAGGGAGAGGACGGGAGCUGUGCUCGUGCCGCCCUACGAUCAUCCGCAUAUCAUUCUCGGACAGGGAACUAUGGCUGUGGAGCUGGCUGAACAGGCGGAGAAGGAGCUCGGGAUGCCAUUGGCUGCCAUAAUUGCGCCCUGUGGGGGCGGGGGAAUGCUUGCCGGCGUCGCAGUUGCGUGUAAGGGCACUGGGGUCAAGGUUUUUGGAGCAGAGCCGAGGGAGGGUGCGGAUGAUGCUUGGAGGGGGUUGAGGGAUGGGGAGAGGGUGGAUAGUGUGAAGAGCCUGACCAUAGCUGAUGGCCUGCGCACUCCGGUUGGGCUGGUCAACUGGGGGGUUAUCAGCGAUAGGAGCUACGUUUCUGGUGUGUAUACCGUCAGCGAGGAGGAGAUCAAGUUGGCUAUGAAAUUGGUGCUCGAGAGGAUGAAGAUCUUGAUCGAACCUAGCUCUGCUGUGCCGGUCGCUGUGGCACUCUACAACAGCGAGUUCAGAGAGGAGAUGCAGAAGCUUGCUCAAGGAAAAGUUGUGAAUCUGGGGAUCAUUAUAAGCGGUGGAAAUACAACUAUUGACCGGAUCAUAGAGCUCUUUGGAGCGAAAAACUAG